UCUGUCAAUUACGUACACUCGUGUCACAAAAUGCAACACGACAACGAUGCAAAACUGUUUAUGAUUGCACAGACUCUACAGUGUUGUGGCUUCUACAUGGAUUUGUUUUAUCUAGCUAUCUAUUGAAAAAGUUAUUGUUGAGGUCCGAGCAUAGCUGAAAAUUCCUUAUCGAUGUGUCAGUGCAACUCGAUAAUCAAAUAAUUCGGACUAAAUGGACACGGGAAAGUGCUGAACAUGACUCCAUUGGCGCCGUGGUUCUACCGAUACAAACGUUACUGAGUAGUUCGAGGUUGCCAGACUUCAUUUGUCCAGACUGUUUUUCAUUUAGACAAAGCCAACUCCGGCUAGAAGACACGGAAUACAGUAUUUAUUUUUCUUGUUGAAAAUAGUAUGAAUUUCAUAAUGAGAGUUCGCUUUAAAUUGUAAAUGUUCAUAUUAUCUAGUUAGCUAACUGCGUUUUAACACGUUAGCCAAGAAGCUAGCUAGCGUUAGCAUUUUUUGUCAUUUAACGUUACCUAGCGUAAUUGUUUUCUCUGAAAUAGUUAGCUAACGUUAGUUAGCUAUAAAAAUGACACCUAUAGCAACAGGUAUAUUGCAGAAAUUACAAGUUAACAAAUAUACGCAGCAAUUUAGUUAGGCAGUGUUUCUGUUGUCAGACAAUUAGCUAGUUAACGUUAGCCUAACAACUUUGGCUUGUUAAUACGCGUAACGUUAGUUUUGUAAACAGCUCGCUGGACUCUCAACAAGCGGACCGAAUUAUGCGGCCUUUACAUGGAAACUGAUUAACAAGCUACAGUAGUGGAUCCAACAAGGAGAAGAGGUGUUCUUCAAAGCUUGCGGUUUACUCCAUUGUUUCAAGUUGGAUAUUUUGAUGCGCCUGGGCUGGGAGACAUAGCCUACUUGUGGUAAACCCUGAAUCUGUCGUUGCUGCACUUGUCAAACAUAUUUUAUCGUUUAUGCAUCACAAUGUCGGCUAUCUCUGCGACUGAGAAAGUGGACGGGUUCACGCGAAAAUCAAUGAGGAAAGCCCAGAAACAGAAGAAAUCUCAAGGGUCGUCCCAGUUCCGAACUCAAACCCUUACCGAGCUUUCCCCCUUGCCGCAGCUCAAAGAUGCGCCCUCCACGGAGCAGCAGGAGCUGUUCACCCAGAAACUCCAGCAGUGCUGCAUGUUGUUUGACUUCAUGGACUCGGUCACCGACCUGAAGAGCAAGGAGAUCAAGCGGGCCACGCUCAACGAGCUGGUGGACUACGUCUCCACCAACAGGGGCGUCCUGGUAGAGACUGCCUAUCCGGAGAUCUCUAAUAUGAUCUGCACCAACAUUUUGCGGACUCUUCCACCGAGUGACAACCCCGAUUUUGACCCAGAGGAGGACGAGCCCACUCUAGAGGCCUCAUGGCCACACAUACAGCUUGUCUAUGAGUUCCUUCUGCGAUUCUUGGAGAACCCAGACUUUCAGCCCAGCAUCGCCAAGCGUUACAUUGAUCAGAAGUUCGUGCUGCAGCUCCUGGAACUGUUUGACAGCGAGGACCCCCGGGAGAGGGACUUCCUGAAGACUGUCCUGCAUCGGAUCUACGGGAAGUUCCUGGGGUUGCGGGCUUUCAUCAGGAAGCAGAUCAACAACAUCUUCUUGCGGUUCAUCUACGAGACCGAUCACUUCAAUGGAGUGGCCGAGCUCCUGGAGAUACUGGGGAGCAUCAUCAAUGGCUUUGCACUGCCGUUGAAGGCGGAACACAAGCAGUUCCUGAUGAAGGUGCUCAUCCCCAUGCACACCGCCAAAGGACUGGCCCUGUUCCACGCACAGCUGGCCUACUGUGUUGUCCAGUUCCUGGAGAAGGACCCCACCCUCACCGAACCGGUGAUUCAGGGGCUGUUGAAGUUUUGGCCCAAAACCUGUAGCCAGAAGGAGGUGAUGUACCUGGGGGAAAUCGAGGAGAUCCUGGAUGUCAUUGAGCCCACCCAGUUCAAGAAGAUUGAAGAGCCCCUUUUCAAGCAGAUCUCCAGAUGUGUGGCCAACGCCCACUUCCAGGUAGCAGAGCGAGCCCUCUACUUCUGGAACAAUGAGUAUAUCCUGAGCCUCAUUGAGGAGAACAUCGACAAGAUUCUGCCAAUCAUGUUUGGUAGCCUGUACAGAAUCUCCAAAGAACACUGGAACCCGACGAUUGUAGCUCUGGUCUACAAUGUGCUGAAGACCCUGAUGGAAAUGAACAGCACGCUAUUUGAUGAGCUGACAGCCUCUUACAAAUCAGACAGACAGCGGGAGAAGAAGAAGGAGCAGGAGAGGGAGGAGCUGUGGAAAAAGCUGGAUGAGUUGAAGCUGAGCGAUGCUGCAGCACUGGUGCAGAACAACAGCCACGGGCUCCAGAACGCUGCCCAAAACAACAACAACAACAACAACAAUCACCACGACAACCAGGAGAAGAGCACCGCUGUCGCUGCUGACCAUGAAGACCCUGUAGUCGCCAUGGAUACCACGGAGAGUGUUGAGGUCCUCACAAGUGCCAAAUGACACAGGACUCCAUUUUGUACUCUAACGGUUUCAAGGCCGUCUGAGAACUGUCAGGGAGGGGCUUGGGGGUGACGGGGAGGAGGGGUCUGACAAAAUAGCAAAAAAAAUACAUAAUUAAACCUCAUCAGUAUGUUCAAUCUAUAUACAGUAAAACUACUUCAAAUGCCAGCAAUUCUCCUUUGGCAGAAAACGUAUAUUUCAACUUAAGACUAUUUUGGGAUGUUACAGUGUGGCCACAGUAUAUUGGUAAACUUAUCCUUUCACAUAUACUUUCUUAACUGAGAAAAUAUUUGUGAUAUUCAAUGUAUAAAAAUAAUGACUUGAAAAUAAAGUUUCUGAUUGUGCUGCACUUAGAGAAGCUAAUUGGCUAUUGUAAGAUUUGUCUUUUGAAUGUGCUUUCAUCAUUGCUGACAACACUGGUGCAAACUUUAGGGAAGAGGGGUUCAGGGGGAGAGCUUUAGAGGGUGGGUGGAGACCAUGGGAGACCAUGGAGACAGGAAUGUGUUCAUAGUCCCUACCAAGGAGACCUGAGUGAAUGUCAUUAUCAUGAGGUCUUGUGUUUUCGGGUGUUUGAUAUACUUAUCUGAAUACAUGAUGCUUAACAUUAUAGCUGUUAUUAUAACACAUUCAAGACCUGCAGCCAUAAAACCUAUUUACAGUAAGUAUUUGAAAUGAGCUUAGUUUAGAGAAACGAAUGAUGAAACGGGCACAGAUUUACGUACGUAUAACAUAUUUUUCCAGUCUAAAUAGAGAAUCAAUUAAUUAAAAAAGCAGAUGUAGAAAAAAUAAUUGAGCCAUAUAUUUUUUUCCAGAGUAUUGUUAAAGACAGAGAUGUUGAUUUUUGAAACCAGGUGGUGGCAAAUUGUCUGGUUUCUGCAGAUUAAACAUGGCUGGAUGCAGUGUGUGUAUGGGGGUUGGGGGAGUUUGCUUUAAAGUGAGUGUCUAUUGUAGGUCCAGUCUUUUCUGAUGCCUUUCUGUCAGUGUACCAUUCCAAUCUCUGUGACAUACAACUGUGUGGGGAACCUGUUUUGUAAUGACAGACCUUAUCUAGGUUUUGAACACCAUCAAAAUAAAGUCUACCUUAUGUUUCUA
Molecule: messenger RNA, 3600 nt
Organism: Coregonus clupeaformis (lake whitefish)
Lineage: Eukaryota; Metazoa; Chordata; Actinopteri; Salmoniformes; Salmonidae
Product: serine/threonine-protein phosphatase 2A 56 kDa regulatory subunit alpha isoform
Exons: 13
Coding region: 967-2508 (513 amino acids)
Biological process (GO): protein dephosphorylation; signal transduction
Cellular component (GO): protein phosphatase type 2A complex; nucleus; cytosol
Molecular function (GO): protein phosphatase activator activity
Source: RefSeq, a predicted model, not a curated record